ACAGCGCGCUGAGAGUCCGUGAAGAGUUGAAGCUGCCGGCUGGCAGCGAUUACAGUACAGUUCGGCAAGAAACACCAGCGGCAUCACGGGACUAUUUUGUUUUUUGUUUGUUUGCUUAAAACCAAGAAACUGGCGCUUUUUUAAUUAUUUUUUCUUUCGGAGCAUUUUCCCUAAAGAGUAACAAUUAUUUUGUUUCUAGAGCUUUUACUCUAACCCGGGGUGACUAAUGACCGAUCGCCCAAAGACGUUCCCCCACUGAUGGCAGUGAUGACGAACGAGACGUGGCCACAUCCAUUUUACGUACCCCACUAUCUUCUCCGCGGUGAUCCAUUCGCCUCAAGACUCUCGAAAGAAGCGGACAUUGUCGCAGCUUUUUACAUCCUCAUUAUAGGUGUUUUGUCUGCCACGGGAAAUGGAUAUGUGUUGUAUAUGACUAUCAAGCGCAAAACUAAGUUGAAGCCUCCAGAGCUCAUGACUUUGAAUUUAGCCAUCUUUGACUUUGGCAUAUCAGUGACAGGAAAGCCCUUUUUUGUUGUUUCUAGUUUCUCCCACCGUUGGUUGUUUGGUUGGGAGGGCUGUCAGUUCUAUGGCUGGGCAGGCUUUUUCUUCGGCUGUGGGAGCCUCACCACUAUGACUAUGGUCAGCCUGGACAGAUACCUCAAGAUCUGCCAUCUAAGUUACGGGACAUGGUUAAAGCGACAUCACGCCUUCCUCUGCUUGGUCUUUGUGUGGAUGUAUGCAGCCUUUUGGGCCACUAUGCCCAUUGUGGGCUGGGGAAGCUACGCCCCAGAGCCUUUUGGGACCUCCUGCACUCUGAAUUGGUGGCUGGCGCAAUCUUCUGUAUCUGGCCAAAGCUUUGUAAUGUCUAUCCUUUUCUUCUGUCUUGUCCUUCCGACUGGUAUUAUGGUCUUCUCUUAUGUGAGGAUUAUCUUUAAAGUGAAGUCUUCUGCAAAAGAAAUCUCACACUUUGAUGCCCGAGUCAAUAACAGCCAAAACCUUGAGAUAAAACUAACAAAGGUAGCAAUGCUAAUCUGCGCAGGAUUUUUAAUAGCCUGGAUCCCGUAUGCAGUUGUGUCGGUGGUGUCUGCGUUUGGGGAGCCAGACUCAGUGCCCAUACCAGUGUCUGUCAUCCCUACUCUGCUCGCCAAAUCCUCAGCGAUGUACAACCCAAUUAUCUACCAGUUGGUGGACUUGAAGAAUUCCUGUUCACCCUCUUGCUGGAAGGUCCUGGAGAAACGCAGGCAUUUUCGAAAGUCAAGGUUGUACACAAUUUCCGGUUCGCUGAAGGACAAACGAGAAGCUAAAGAAGCUCAUGUUGAAAUGUGAGCGAGACAGACUGUAUGAACUGCUUACGACUACUACUUGGGACAGUUUGUCUUCUACCCUGUUCUCUUUGCCCUUCACUUUGCCCAUUCACAUGCUGCCUAUCAUCUACACCUUCACUGAACCUGUGUGUACUUCUGCAACUCAGCACCUGAUUCUUUUCCACCACACACACAAAAAAAUAUAUACUCUUUCCAGAGAGGUUUAAGUGGUUGUAUUGUACUGGUAUUUUUUUUCCAUGUAAUUGCUUGACAAAUAUUUGCAGUGUAAUAUGUAGACGUACCGUCCACAUUUUAUUGUGACAUCAGAUAACUGUUUCCUUAAAAAUUUUAACUGAACAUCUUUUGCAAUUACAGUAUAAUCUUACCUUUAUAUUUUCCUUUUACACAAUGUUCCAACCUCAUAGGAUUUGUAUGACAAACUGUUCAUGAAGAUAAACAUUCACACGACAUGGUGUCUGGUAUUAUCCUAUUUGUUACACUUAAAUCAAAGCUUGUGUGUAACCCUCAAGGCUGUCGUAACUUGCACUCCUACACAUGUGGCUUUUGUGCACCAUAAUAUUUUAAACUGCACUUAGUAUUAUCAGGUUGUGUAAGCAUUUGAAGAGAGUGUAAAUUGAACUGGUAUGACCCGGUUAACAUUUUAUUUUUUUAAUGCAGUAAUUCUCUUAUGAAAGCAAAACAUCAGUUAUUAGUGAAUAUAUUUUUCAGUUGUAACAAUAGAGAUUGUGAUUAAUUCAGGGACACAUUUUAAAAUAUAUUUUCAAAUAACCUUUCCUUUCGCAAUGUAAGCAAUUGUUCUUUGAAUGUUUCCAUUUGCUUAUUUUCUUUCUUGUGUUGAAGAGUAAUAUAAUGCAAGCAUUACUAACGGGGGUUUAAAGCAUCAGACUCAGGGACAAAAAUUGGUAGUACCUCUAAAAUUGGGAUUCAUUUCAGCAACAUGAGGAUACACAUUAAAGAGUGAUAUAUUUUUGAAAAACAUUUGUAGGAGUUAUAGCACAAUCAGGGAAAAGAAGAAAGAGUUUUGUGAAAGAUGAUCGAAAAGUGGCUUUUUAUUAUGCAGGAUUCAACACCCUUUAAGGGUUAAGUUUAACUUUGAAAGAGUGCAAUUUCUUUUUUGUACACUGUAAACCCAGAUGUUAGUUUAAGAAAAAAAUAUACUAACUUAAAAAAAUAUUGCGUUCAUGUACCUUGUUCUUACUAUUACAUUAACUGUUUGUAACUCUCA
Molecule: messenger RNA, 2550 nt
Organism: Corythoichthys intestinalis (scribbled pipefish)
Lineage: Eukaryota; Metazoa; Chordata; Actinopteri; Syngnathiformes; Syngnathidae
Gene: opn5
Product: opsin 5
Exons: 7
Coding region: 259-1326 (355 amino acids)
Biological process (GO): visual perception; phototransduction; cellular response to light stimulus
Cellular component (GO): plasma membrane
Molecular function (GO): G protein-coupled photoreceptor activity
Source: RefSeq, a predicted model, not a curated record